This is a messenger RNA of Lachancea sp. 'fantastica', 288 nucleotides long. NCBI's taxonomy places the organism in Eukaryota, Fungi, Ascomycota, Saccharomycetes, Saccharomycetales, Saccharomycetaceae. The record is from the annotation of a GenBank genome assembly.
AUGUCUGGAAAACCACCUGUACCCAGGCUACCUCCUUUGCCCAGGCUGAAGGUGAAAAAACCGAUCAUUCAACAAGAAACUAACAAAUGUUUGGUGCUCAUGUCAAAUUUACUGCAAUGCUGGUCGUCCAACGGCCACAUGAGUCCUGUGUGUGAGAAUCUUGUUAAGGACCUGAAGUUGUGCUCUUCUGAGAAUGCAAGUGGCAAAAAUUCUGGUGUCCAAAAGAGCAGCAUCAAUUAUCAUGCUGCGAGACUUUACGACCGGGUUUCUGGUAAACCUCACGAUUGA